Molecule: messenger RNA, 8987 nt
Organism: Loxodonta africana (African savanna elephant)
Lineage: Eukaryota; Metazoa; Chordata; Mammalia; Proboscidea; Elephantidae
Gene: ITFG2
Product: integrin alpha FG-GAP repeat containing 2
Exons: 12
Coding region: 135-1469 (444 amino acids)
Biological process (GO): regulation of TOR signaling
Cellular component (GO): KICSTOR complex
Molecular function (GO): protein binding
Source: RefSeq, a predicted model, not a curated record
AAGAAGGCAGGGAUUGGAGGCUCAGGCGGUGACGUAACUUUCCGCUUUAGGUGGCCUUCCGCUACGGCGGCUGUCAGAAGGGGGGUCGGGGACAUUUAGCGGGGCUCCCCGGUCCCUCGGCUCUUGGAAGUGCGAUGAGGUCAGUUAGCUAUGUGCAACGCGUAGCCCUGGAGUUUAGCGGGAGCCUCUUCCCGCACGCGAUCUGCCUAGGAGACGUCGAUAACGAUACAUUAAAUGAACUGGUGGUGGGAGACACCAGCGGGAAGCUGUCCAUGUAUAAGAACGAUGACAGUCGGCCAUGGCUCACCUGUUCCUGCCAGGGAAUGCUGACUUGUGUUGGGGUUGGAGAUGUAUGUAAUAAAGGAAAGAACCUGGUGGUGGCGGUGAGUGCUGAAGGCUGGUUUCACUUGUUUGACCUGACACCUGCCAAGGCCCUGGAUGCUUCUGGGCACCACGAGACACUAAUGGGAGAGGAGCAGCGUCCCGUCUUCAAGCAGCACAUCCCUGCCAACACCAAGGUCAUGCUGAUCAACGACAUCGAUGGAGAUGGGUGUUGUGAGCUGGUAAUAGGUUACACAGACCGUGUCGUGCGGGCUUUCCGUUGGGAAGAUCUGGGUGAGGGCACUGAACAUCUGACGGGGCAGCUGGUAUCCCUCAAGAAGUGGAUGCUGGAGGGUCAGGUGGACAGUCUCUCAGUGACUCCAGGGCCCUCGGGUAUUCCCGAACUGAUGGUAUCUCAGCCAGGCUGUGCUUAUGCAAUUCUUCUGUGCACCUGGAACAAGGACCCUGGGUCCCCCCCUGCCUCUGAGGGAGCCACGGAGGGCAGCAGGGAGCCCCCUGCUGGCCGAGAUGUGGUGCUGCACCAGACGUCUGGCCGCAUCCACAACAAGAAUGUCUCCACUCACCUCAUUGGCAGCAUCAAACAAGGACAUAGCCCUGAGAGUGGUGCCUCUGGCCUCUUUGCCCUCUGCACCCUGGAUGGGACGCUGAAGCUUAUGGAGGAAGCAGACAAGCUGUUGUGGUCGGUGCAGGUGGAUCAUCAGCUUUUUGCCCUAGAGAAGUUAGAUGUCACGGGCAAUGGACAUGAGGAGGUAGUUGCAUGUGCCUGGGAUGGACAGACGUAUAUUAUUGAUCACAAUCGUACUGUGGUCCGCUUCCAAGUGGAUGAAAAUAUCCGAGCCUUCUGUGCAGGCCUGUAUGCCUGCAAAGAGGGUCGCAACAGCCCCUGCCUUGUAUACGUCACAUUCAACCAGAAGAUCUAUGUGUACUGGGAGGUGCAGCUGGAGCGGAUGGAGUCCACCAAUCUGCUGAAACUGCUGGAGACUGAGCCAGAGUACCGGCGCCUGCUGCAGGAGCUGGGUGUGGAUCCUGAUGACCUUCCUGCCGCCCGUGCCCUGCUUCACCAAACUCUCUACCAUCCUGACCAGCCACAGCAGUGUGCUCCCUCCAGCCUCCAGGAUCCCACCUAGCUGGGCUUGCCUGAUCCUUAGCUGACAAAGGAUCCUUCUGAGCCUCCUACCCCUCAGGGUAUCCGUGGUACUGGCAGGAUAGGGAAUAUAUGUUAUAGAGGAGCAGGAUUUGACUCUGGGCGUGGAAGGAUGGUGGCAACCCUAGGGUGACUGUGGCUAUAGACCUCACGGUCUUUUUGGUGAAAGGAGACAAGUUUGCCCUCUGCGCAGUUCCAUGUGCAUUGCACCCUUCAUACAGCAGGGUCAUAGGACCCCACCUUGUUCCAAAUUGGGACCACCCUCCACCCCCAGAUCCCCAUUCUCAUUGUGUAAAGAACAGAGACUCGUUUGUGAAGAGGGAAACCAAAUCUUUUGCAUGGUUCCAACAGGAAACCAGGAAGGUUUCAGGCUUCAGGGAAGCCAGGCUUCAUGGCCAGACGAACAGUUGAAGGGAGAGCUAUACCCCAUCCAAGCUCCGUCUUUCAUAGCACAACUCCAAGUCAUCGGCAUUCGUAAUGAUCACAAGAAUGGCAGACUAGUCUUUAGCCACUUUUGUUUUGGUUUUGAGGGAUUGUUCAGGAUAUUUUACAGUCUGAAUCUUAACUUCUGUUCCUAGCAGACUCGAGAUGGUUUUCCUCAGUUUAUCAAAAGAAAUUGGGUCAGUGCUUUGUUUUGCCACAUUCAUCAAACACCGUGGAGCUUCAUAGGCCUUGCUCCCAUUUCUCCCCCCAGCCACUUUCCCAAAAAAGCAUCUUACUGUCCAUAAUACCAAAUCAAACCAAACCCAUUGCCGUCAAGUCGAUUUUAACACGUAGCAACCCUAUAGGACAGAGUAGAACUGCCCCAAAGGGUUUUCAAGGCUGUAAAUCUUCACAGAAGCAGACUGCCACAUCUUUCUCCCGCAGAGCAGCUGAUGAGUUCCAACUGCUGACGUUUCGGUUAGCAUCCAAGCACUUAACCACUGUGCCCCCAGGGCUCCUGUCUAUAAUACAGUAGUCAUUUAAAAAUCUGAUGCAGGUUUAUGAUCCAGACCACAAUCAGAAUUCUGUCUUGAAUCAUUUAUCUCCCUUCUGUUCUUGAUUCUCUGUACUCUAAAUCAGUGUUUUUCAAAUUGUAGGUUGCAAUCCUUUGGUGGGUCGUGGCCAGCAUUUUUUAAGUAAAUGAAAUAGAAUAGAAUAAAAUAGAAUAGGAAAUCCCAGAGUGCCUUGCUCACAUUAUGGGUAAGUAUUGUUUUGUUGUAAUUGUGUGUGUGUGUGCGUACAUGUGUAAUGAGUGCAAUGUAAAGUAUAUUUCCUACCGUGAGUUAUGGUCAAAAGAGUUUGAAAGUCAUUGGUCUAAGUUAUACUGACCCUAGUCAGAUGGGACAACCAGGGGAAGGGUUCACAUUCAUAUUUCCUGUCUAUAAGGGGAUAGGGGAGAGUUAUCAGUCAACUCCUGGUAAGCAGGGUAUAAGACCAGAGAAGGACAUCCGCAUAGAGAAACAAGGAUUUAUUCAAGUGGAGAAGCAGCAGAGCUGAGGGUCUGCCAUUGGACCUGGGUUCUGUGGUUACAGAAGUAGCAGGAGGCACACAGGGAAAGGAAGAAGGCGAGACCCAGGAAAGCAGAGGUCAUGGAGCAAGGCAGUGAGGGAGAGGGAAUCCUUUAAGAUUGUGAGACCAGGGUAGUAGUAUACCUGUGGUACAUAAGCUCCUAUCCUUUCCUUUCCUUUUGAGGGCAGGGGAGUUAGCCAAGAAAGGUAAGGAAGGGAAGAAAGGGAAGGUGUCACAGCAGCCUCUUGGGCCUCCUCUAAUCUACCCCAAGUUCAAGAUAUUGUUUCUAGCCCCAGUGUCCCAGUUCCUGGCCCAGGGUCAAGGUUAGCUACACUGCUAUCUUCCUCUAUCCCUAAUCCAUGACUUGAGUGAUUCAAACCAACUAGGAAUACAUUCAGUGGUCUGGCUUCUUGAGGUUUGGACAGCUCUCUUCACAGUGAAGUCAGAAGAGCCUGCUUGCCUUUUUACUUUGGCUCAGAGCUUGGCAGAGGGAUAGGAAGCCACUGAUUCCAGGAUAGGACAAGCUUAAGUUCAGGGGACCAGGAGUGAGGGGUAAGAAGACCUAAUGAGGUGAAUACCCCUAGAAAUAAGGAAGAAUACUGGCAAGGUUACAUCCAAAUACUAAAAACCCCACCAACCUGUCUACCUUCGAGAGGCAGUUCUCUAAAGGGCUCUUCCACACAGACCCCACCCCCCCCAGUGAGUACAAAAGGUAAGAGGAGAAGGGUUAAUAUCUGGAGUAAAUAUUAUAACUAAGGUUUUGCACAGUGUAAUAAAACAAUUGCUGGCUUUAGAGACAUUUGCAACCCCAGAAAAGGUAGCUAAUAAAAGAGUGCCCAGGCUUGUGAGCUAAACACUCUUUUACCAACACCUUCUGUAUUGCAUUGGAAUGUCUAUUUACCACUUCUUCCCCCAUUCACCUGUGAGCAAAUGCGUGCAGAAUUGGAAAGGUAGGAUCAAAAGAAGGAUCAAAAAUCCAGGAUGGGGAAUUGUGGCAGUCCAGUUGUGGGAGAUAAUGAAGGUGAGGUAAGAGAUGUGGAAGUGAGGGCAAUCAAGUGGUGUUUGGAGUAGGGUUGGGGGACAGGCAGAGGACGGCAGUUGGCUGCAGCCUCUGACUCAGACCAGUUCCUAUCAUGCCAAGGGCCAAGCCUAGGGCCCCAUUUUGCCUGUAUCCCUUUCUGCAGUCCUGAUUCGGCUUUGCUCUUCCUGAGGAAGGACAGGGCAACCAGGACCCUGGGAUCCUGAGCUAUCUCUGGUGAAAACUCAUCCUGCGGGGAGAGGGCAGUUGCUGCAGAAGCAGAGAGGGGUGUGGCGCAAUGGGGGAACUAGGGCAGUGGGGGUCAGUGGUAAUAAAAGGGACAGACACAGUAGUUAGUCCCCAGCUGCCUGGCUCUAGUAAUGCCUCAUUCCCCACACAACUCUUCCCCUAAGGCAAGGGAUUUCCCACUGGGGACUGACUGGGACAGCGGUCACUGGCCAGGGUCUUGGUAUAAAGGCAGGAAGGGCAGCUCUGGGAACGGGGCUCUCAGCCUCAGCACUCCAUGCUCCAGGUCAAUGCAGCUCUGUGGGAGGAGGAGAGUGUGAGAGAAGGCUUCAGCAGGCCACCUCUCUCCCAGCCCCCUUAUUUUGUUCCCUCUCCCAGUUCCCAUAGCUUCUGCCUGCUCUUUGCUUUCCCUCCGCCGCUUCCUGUUCACCUGGACCCCUGUCAAGGGAGGAACCCAGGUCUCUAUUUUCACUUGUAGGCAAAUAAGUAACCUUUUUUUUUAAGGAAGCAGCCCUGGCAGUGCAGUGGUUAAAGCAUUUGGCUACUAACUGAAAGGUCAGCAGUUCUAAACCACUAGCUGUUCUGGAGGAGAAAGAUGUGGCAGUCUGCUUCUGUAAAGGUUACAGCCUCAGAAAUCCUAUGGGGCAGUUCUGCUCUGUCCUACAGGGUCACUAGGAGUCAGAAUUGACUCGACAGCACAUAACAGCAAGGAAGCAAGUUGGAGACUAGGACUCCUGCCUCCCAGCUUUAGUCUUUCUUAUCAGAACCUGCCCCAUGCUUCCACACCUGUGCCUUCUACCUCUUUUCCCAGCACUUUGAGUCAGGCCCCAAGCGUGGGUGCAAGUACUAACACCCUGCUUACCUUGAGAGAAAGCAGAGUCUGCAGUCCAAGGCAGAAUUCAGGACUCUCAACAUCUGCGGGAACCAUUUGAAAACAGAAGAGACUGGAGGGUGUCCAGUGGCCCCUGCUGCCCUCCUGUCUGCACUCACCCCUCCUCUGCCCACCCCAUCACCCAGGUCUGAGAAUAUUGGCAUGAGAUUGGGGAUGAUCAGAGACUCUACAGGAACACCUUGUCUGGUGUUGGGAGGGGCUGAAAGGCCUAGUCUCUGCCUUUGCGCCUGCUCAGAAAAGAUAGAACAGGUGGGAAGCUGGAGUGCCGAUGAAGGGACGACUUACCCACCACCCGGGCUGAGCAUGCCACAGUCUCCUGCCCUAGCUGUAGCUCCAGCUGCUCCACCUGGGUUGGGGGCCCAGGUGCCAGGCCCCCAUCUGGGGCUUUAAGGACCUGCUUCUCUAACCUGUGGUUAGGAAAUAAGGAUUAUGGCCACCACAAGCCCGCCUGCCGCCCCCAUUAAUCAACAGAUGUCCCUCUGCACCAUGCUGUAGGUUCUCAUCCACUCCCUGGCCCCCAUGUCUUCUCGGCCAGAACUUCCUGUCUCCUUUUUUUUUUUUCUAAAUAACAGCAUUAUUGCUGAGGUGUAAUUCAUAUACCAUAAAAUUCACUCUUUUAAAAUGUACAGUUCAGUGUUUUUUUUUUAAAUAUAUUCACAGAGCUGUGCAACUAUCCCCAAUAUCUUAUUUCAAAACAUUGUCAUCACCCAAAAAAGAAACCCUGUACCCUCCCUACUCCCCACUCUUUUGGGCGACACUCUUACCCCAGGCGGCUGAGGCAUCCAGUGGAGAUCUGAUUGUACUGUGUGCCUGUGUCCACAGCCACUGUCAGCAGCUGGUCCCGGCACUGAGAAAGGGAGGGGUUGUAGAGGACUUGGUGAGUCCCAGGAAAAUGGACAGGGUUGGCGCCUUCAGUUUCCCCAGCCCUUUUAUGAUUCCAGAAGACUUACUAACUGAAAAUGAAUUAGGCACCAGGGAGAAGGUUAAUUGUGGCCGUUCACUUUUGAUUGAUAGACCUCAAAAGUCCUGCUCAAAGCUCAUGUUAUUGAAAUAGAGAUCCCAAUUGUCAUGGAUCAGGGAGCAUAUUGCUCACUGCUGAGCAGCCUUUUACCCAGAUUUUCUGAUAGAAUGAGCGUACUGUUUCUACUACAAAAUCAAAUAGGAUAUCUGGCAUGAAGCAAAGAAAGUCCAAACAACUAUGCAUUGCCAAUGAAGUAGACUCAACAAGGUGGACUGACACAUCGGCUGCAACAAUGGGCUCAAGCAUAGCAACGAUUGUGAGGAUGGCGCAGGACCUGGCAGUGUUUCAUUCUGUUGUACAUAGGGUUGCUAUGAAUCAGAAUUCACGGCACCUAACAACAACAGCAGCAGAAGUAAAAGAGAGUGUUUUACUCAGUGACAUUGUCUUUUAUAACUUUUGGCAAGUUUGGGAAAAGAAGUACUGCAAACAUGCAAAAACAUGCAAGGAAAUGAUCCUUGAGAGGUGUUGCAGGGAAAAUACUGAAAGUCAUUGUUGCAUUAAGAAAAAAAUUUAAGGAUUUUUUUCCCAAAAUUCAAAUAAAAAACAAUUUUUUUUAAUCCAAUGAGGCUCAAUUCAAUUAUAAGAAGACUAACAACCCAAUUAAAAAAUGGACAUACAUACAUAAAAAAGAAAUGAGUUGGGGGGAAUGGCCUGAGUCUUUACAAGUAAUGUGUACAGAACUCAUGCAGUUGAGGCAAAAUUGACUUUCAGAUAGAAGAAUCAAAAAAGGAAGUAGAGCAACACAUAAAUUUGUCCAUAAAUUUGGGAAAGUUGGCUAAACAUGGAGAUCCGUUUGUUUACAGGAAUUCUUGGGAGGCUGAGGGGUAGCAGACACCAGGUUGGGAAUGGAGGAGGGACAAGAAGACUGGGAUCCUUGUUAGGAAAUUCAGAUGUGAGUAACCAAGAAGUUCUUCAUUAGAAAGAAAGGAAGACAAGUCCACUUUCUUCUGGACAUGUGUACAGACAUUUUGGUAUGUCCUUAGGAUAUAGACAGGCAUAUGUAGUCUCACUAUUCUACAUGGCAUGCAUUUAUUUAUCAUCUACUGUGCACAAGAUAAGUUAUUGGAAGAUGUGUCAAUGAAUUCUGUCCUUUAAACUACUAUAUAGUAAAAGGAGGAGCCCUGAUGGUGCAUCGGUUAAGUGCUCAGCUGCUAACUGAAAGGUUGACGGUUCAAACCCACCAGUGGCUUGCAUGGGAGAAAAGACCUGGCAAUCUGCUCCGGUAAAGAUAACAGCCUAGGAAUCCCUAUGGGCAGUUCUACUCUGUCCAGUAGGGUUGCUAUGAGUCGGAAUUGACUCAACAGCACCUAACAACAAUAAUAUGAUAGAAAGUUUUAAGGUCUGUGAGAGGGUUGUCAGUAAAGUGCUAUAGAGACUGAGAGGGAGGAAAGGCUAUUUCUUACUGGGGAAAUCAGAAAAGGUUUCAAGGAGCAGGUUACAUCUAAGCUGGGCCUUCAGAGAUUGUAGGAUGUGGGCAUACGAUGACUGGAGAACAGGAAGAGUGCUCUCCAGGCAGAGGAAGCACUGAGCAAAGAGUGGCAGAGGAGCAGUGACCACUUACUGGGAACAGCUCAAUGGUGGUGAGUGGUUGGAUGGCUUCAGAAAUGAGGCCAUCACCUUGGAACACAUGAGCCCUUUCCAGGAGAAUUACAUUAGCACACAUGCAUACACCAUCCAUAUAUGUAGAGCAGACUAAAGUCUUUUCAUGUUCAUGUUUAAAUAUUGUACUUUGAUAGAAGAAAGGGGAUAGAGUAAUGGUGACAGAUGAAGAUGGAUUGAGGCAGAGAGUAAAGAAGAUAAAAACCAUCCAGUUGAUUCCAACUCAUGGCGAUCCCAUGUUGUCAUGGAUCAAAUUAUGUCCCCCCAAAAAUAUAUGUAUCAACUUGGUUAGGCCAUGUGCAGUUGUCCUCCAUUUUGUGAUUAUAAUUUUAUGUUGAGAGGAUUAGGGUGGGAUUGUAACAUCUCCCUGAUCCAAGGUAAAGGGAGUUUCCCGGGGAUGUGGCCUACACCACCUUUUAUCUCUCAAGAAAGGAAAGCAAGCAAAGAAUUGGGGACCUCAUACCACCAAGAAAGAAGCACCAGGAGCAGAGCAUGUCCUUUAGACCCGGGGUCCCCACAUGAAGAAGCUCCUCAUCCAGGGGAACAUUGAUAAGAAGGCCGACAGAGAGAGAGCCUUCCCCUGCAGCUGAUGCCCUGAAUUUGGACUUAUAACCUACUAGACUAUGAGAAAAUAAAUUUCUCUUUGUGGUAUUUCUGUUAUGGCAGCGCUAGAUAACUAAGACACGUGUUUCAGAGUAGAACUGCACUCCAUAGGGUUUUCAACUGCUUAUCUUUUGUAAGUAGAUUGCCAGGCCGUUCUUCUGAGGUGCCUCUGGAUGAAUUCGAACUGCCAAGCUAUUGGUUAGUAGCUGAGCACUUAACCAUUUGUGCUACCAGGGACUCCUAAAGCAGUUGUCUUUGAGUUGAUUCUGACUCGUGGGGACCCCCAUGUGUGUUGAAGUAGAACUGCACUCCAUUGAGUUUUUAAUGGCUGAUCUUUUAGAAGCAGAUUGCCAGGCCGUUCUUCUCAGGCAACUCUGGGUAGACUCAAACCUCCAACCUUUCUGUUAGCAACCAAGCGUGUUAACCGUUUGCACCACCCAGGGCUCCAAAGAAGACAGAAGACCCCGUUUUUAGGUCCAGACUCGGGGAGAGGUUCUUUCUUCCUCCCUCACCAUCAGGGUGGAAGGGAGAAAGGAGUGUGGGUGAAGUGAGCCAUCACAGGCAGGGUUGGUAAUAAAAGUCGAAGCCCAAGGAGGCCUCUCACCUUGCAAUUGACAAGAAGAACUGGAAU